This is a messenger RNA of Hypomesus transpacificus, 4114 nucleotides long. RefSeq names its product Rho GTPase activating protein 9 (gene arhgap9). Gene Ontology annotation, cellular component: cytoplasm. The transcript is spliced from 20 exons. Gene Ontology annotation, molecular function: protein binding. NCBI's taxonomy places the organism in Eukaryota, Metazoa, Chordata, Actinopteri, Osmeriformes, Osmeridae. The record is from RefSeq and is a predicted model, not a curated record. Gene Ontology annotation, biological process: signal transduction; regulation of GTPase activity. The coding region runs from base 493 to 3225 and encodes 910 amino acids.
AUCUUCCCAUGGAAAAAUAUCAUUUGUACAAUACAGAACAAUUCAAUAAAUAAUAUUAAUAUUAGUGUUUAAUUGAAACUUCAAUGUUGUUGCCUAAUUUUGAGUUUAGAUUUGCCUCCAGGAGGCCACCCAACAACUUAUUUCUGCCACCCCAUUGCCACCCCGAAUGAAAAUCUCUAGAUCCGCCCCUGGUGUGCACGUGUGCGUGUAUUUCCACAUGCUCACAUCCCUGCGUCAUGCGUGUCCCAUGCAUUGUGCCCACGUGCCUGACAGUGCACUGUCCGUCGGCGUGCUGAGCGUCACGAGGAUCUCACAGACAGAAAGUUCAUCUCUUAGAGACAAUCAACUCGGCCAUGAAACCGCUGGCUGCGUCUAAGAGCAUGGAUCUGGCUUGGCUCCCAUCACCAAAGCCCAGCACCAGAGCCCCCGGUACGACCAGCGUCACCCGUCCGGCCCGCCUCACCGCCCUCCCCGGCGUCCUCUGACAGGGGCAUGCUGUCCAGCAGCUGGCGUCGCCCCCUCACCUCCUCCUCCUCCUCCCCUUCCUCCUCCCCUUCCUCCUCCUCCUCCUCAGCCGUCAUGCCGGCGCUAGCCAGCAGGGGGAGCAGCAGUGUGUGUGGGGUGCCGCGGGGCACCGUGGUGCUGGAGGCCCAGUACGACUACCAGUACCGUGGGGGCGACGGUCGGCAGGUGUGCAUCCGGGAGGGGGAGCGCUUCAUCCUGCUCCGGAAGACCAACGGGGACUGGUGGCAGGUGAAGAGGAUCGGGGCGGCCAGCAAGACCAAGCCGCUGUACGUGCCAGCCACGUAUGUGGUGGAGGUGCCCAUCGCCCCCCUGAGGCCCCCGCAGCACCGUGCCACUACACCCACCCCUGGUCUUGAUGGGGCCUCGCGGGCCUCACUCGCUCCUCACGACCUAUACACAGCGACCAGAACCUUCUGCCGCUCCAUGGAGAACCUCAACUCCCACAAUGCCUGGCGCGGGGCGGAGCCAGGUAGCAGCGAAGGGCAUGGGCCCUCCCUGCCCUUCUCAGGAUCCCCCUUCCCCGCCUCCUCCUUCUCCUCCUCUUACCUACUGGUGCCCAGAGGGGGCCCUGGAGGGGGGCCCGGCGGGGGCCCUGGGUGGGGGGCCUCCAUACCCCGUAGCAGGAGCUCCACCAGCCUGCCCCAGAACCCCUACGAGGAGCAGGAAGGGGGCCAGGGGGGCAUGAUCAUCAGCAGAGCCCCCCAUCUCAGGGCCCCCCAGAAGUACUACAGCCAGUGGGACACGGCAGAGGUGCCUCGCAGGCGAAGCUAUCUGCAGGUACCAGGCCAGGACUACAUUACCCAGAAGUCCUUGCUGGAGUGCAGUCUGUCCAGCGAGCUGGAGAGGAGGCAGGGCUCCCAGCCCCCCGGCCCCCAGCCCCCCAGCCCUCCGCCCGGCCAGCCCCCCCUCCAGACUCUGGGCCUGUGGGAGCAGUACUCAGACUCUGCAUCCGGCCGCUGCUUCUACAUCAACAGCAUCACCCAGGAGAGGUCCUGGAAACCCCCCCGCAGGGCUCGCCAGGACCCCCCUACCCGGGCCGGCCCCUUCCAGACCCAGAACCAGGCCCAGACCCAGACCCUCCCCAGGGCCUCCCACCACCUGUCUCUACCCCUCCCCAGCCCAGGGCCCGGCACCCUGCUCCGGCUGUCUCCAGACUUCCUCCACCCAGGUCAGAGGAACCCAGAGAGUGGUUGGCAGUCCAGACAGAGCAUGCAGCGUGCAGUUUCAUCCGACACUCUUAACACUGUCGUCCACGGAAACACUGUCGCCCAUGACAAUGGUGAUGUCCAGCGACGUCACUCCGCCCUCCUGCAUGGAGAAAAUACACUCAGCCACUCCCUGUCCAUGAUCCUGCCUGAGUCCCAGAGCCAGGGCAGGGAGUUCUCCUACAACGGGACCAACAUCAUAGUGGAGCCCCCAUCUCCAGUCAGCUCCCCCGACAGCCCUGACGGAACCACGCCGGAGCUGGAGAAGGCGGGGCUUCUGAACAAGACCAAGAUCGCAGAGGGAGGCAGGAAACUCAGGAAGAACUGGAGCCAGGCCUGGGUGGUUCUGGUGGGAAACAGCCUGGUGUUCUUCAAGGAUCCCAAGGCUCAGACCCCCUCCAGCUGGAGACCAGGAAACAGCCGUCCAGAGAGCAGUGUGGACCUGCGAGGAGCUCAGUUGCACUGGGCCAACGACCUGUCCAGCAAGAAGGGAGUGUUCAGGCUGAGGACGGUGACGGGUAAUGAGUUCCUGCUCCAGUCAGACACUCUGUCUCUGAUCAGCGAGUGGUACACAACCAUCCAGGGUGUCAUCCAACGACUGGACCGUGAGAACCCUCUGGACAACGUGCUGCUGUACUCCCUGAGGAGGGCUGGCAGCGUGGAGAUGCUGGACCACAGUGGAGACGAGGACGACAGCAGGGGGGUCAAGUCUUCUCUCCCUCGCUCCAUCUCAAGCCUGGAGAACACAGAGAAGAAGAGGGUGAAGAGCAGGCUGAAGAAGCUCAUCAUGAAGAGGCCUCCUCUCCAGGCCCUGCAGGAGAAGGGCCUCAUCAAGGACCAGGUGUUUGGCUGCAGUCUGGAGAUCCUGUGUGAGAGGGAGAAGAACUCAGUGCCUCGCUUCGUCAGGCUCUGCACCCAGGCUGUGGAGAGGAGAGGUCUGGAGACAGACGGGAUCUACAGAGUGAGUGGCAACCUGGCGGUGAUACAGAAACUACGUUUCCUGGUGAACCAUGAGAGAGCCGUGACCACUGAUGGACGAUACAUGUUCCCUGCUGAGUUGGUACAAGAGGAGAAGCUGAACCUGGAGGACAGCAGGUGGGAGGACAUCCACACGGUGACAGGAGCCCUGAAGCUGUUCUUCAGAGAGCUGCCUGAGCCUCUGGUCCCUUACGGCUUCUUCACCGACCUCAUAGAGACCGUCAAGAUGUCUGACUACGUGGACAAGUUGGACAGGAUGAAGUGUCUGGUCCUGAGCAUGCCCCCUCCCAACCACGACACCAUGUGCUUCAUGUUCCGCCACCUCAGACGGGUGAUGGAGCAGUCGGAGGUCAACCGCAUGACCACCCAGAACCUGGGCAUCGUGUUCGGGCCCACGCUCAUGAGACCGGAGAGGGACAGUCCCAACAUGGCCAUCAACAUGGUGUACCAGAACCAGGCUGUGGAGCUCAUCCUCAGUGAGACCAACCACAUCUUCGGACACAGCUCCCCCCUCUGACCCCCUUUUACCCACACCAGGACCCAGGAACAAGACCCCAGACCCAGACCCUGGACCCAGACCCUGGACCCAGACCCAGGAACAAGACCCCAGACCCAGGAACAAGACCCAGACCCUGGACCCCAAACUCAGAACCAGGACUUUGUGUCUGGAGGACCAGGCUCCACAACCUGCUCAGACCAGAAUCUAGAACAUAGAAUCUAGAAUCAGGGACCAAUCAGAACCAGCUCACUGUGACCCCAGCAUCCUAACCCCCUGCAGCAGGGAGAACCAACGCUCCAACAACACCAACCACACCAACAACAUCAACAUCCGCUGUUGUUGGGCAACAAUCAACUUUCCCUAGCAACAUACUAUACGCCAAUAUGCAUUUCUACAUAUACAGUAUACUUACACAGUAUGUAUGGACAUGUAUAGUAUAGACUGUUCAUGCUGGUGUACUCUACCAUUCCAGUGAAUUGUAGGGUCAAGGGUCAAAUCAAAGUCUCUUCUGUACAGUUAUGGUAAGUUUACAAAUGUGUUUCUCUGGAUCGUGUUAUUGACUCAGCUGUAUCUUAUAGAGGUAAGGAUCUGUCUCCAUGGUUACUGUUCCCUCCUGUACUUACUGCUACCAAGCGGAACCUUCGCCCUCAGAACCUCGACCCUUCUAGAAGGUUCGGCGUCUUCCGUACCCGUAGCGACAACCCUGUUCUUCUACUUCCAGUUUUUUUUCCUGUAGUGUGUUUGUACAUAUGUUAAAUAUGUGAGCUCACUGUGGUGUGUGCUAACAGAAGACUAGGUGAUGGUUAGGCUGAUAAGGACACAGAUGAUGUGAAGUACUUCCUCUGUUACAUCCACCAUGAGACUCAGGCUGUUAAACACCCUUAAUAAACCUGUGCUGUGACCCAUC